AGCUAAGCCUCUGCGCUCCAACCAUCCAGGGGACUUGGACAAAAGUAAAUUGCAGGAGAGUUUUUGUUUUUUUUUUUAAACGGGAUCCCGCCGCCCCCUCCCCGGAAGGACGGAGGGACAAGAGAAGAGCCGCUCUUAGGAGCUGGGGGUGGUGGUGGUGAAAGAGAAAGAGAGAGCUUGAAUCCUAAGGAGGCGGAGGGUGGCGGGGCCAAGGAGGCGAAAGGUCCCGCGAUCAUGAAGGGUGCUGGCUUCCCAACGUGUCCUUUCUCUGCCCCCCCUCCAUCUUCCCCCAGGCGCUCGCGGUCUGAGACUUAGAUGGGAUUAAGCCGUCCUCCUCUGCCCGCGGGAAGAAGGGACUCCGGAGAAGAGGACGCGCGGACCAAGGAAGAGGAGGCGAGGAGGAGGAGGAGGAGGAGGCGAGGAGGCGUCCACGACGACGACGACGAGGAGGAAGAAAGAAAGAAAGGGCUGAGCAGCUGAAAAGCGGAUCUUACCCCCCCCACCCCCGCCGCCUUCUCCGCUUUGCAAGGCAGCCCGGGGGUCGGCCGGCGGCUCUUCAGGGGAGGCCGGGAGAGGGAAGGAUGCGCCCCCACCACGGCGGCUUUCUGAGGGAUCGGGGCGAAACCAUGCACUAAGACAACGUGAUGAAGCUGGCGUCGGAACCGGUCUCCAGACUCAGAACAGCGGCGGGCGGAUCAUCAUCAUCAUCAGCAGCAGCAGCAACAGGAAAAGCGAGAGCAGCGACGACGACCAAGGGGGGAUUUCCUUCUCUCUGGACCAUUUUCUAUUUAACCUGUUUCUUUGGAUUCUCGCAGGGAAGUCCUGAAGAUGUGGACCUUCUUCAGAGGUUGGGCCUGGUGGGCCCAAGGACGUCGAGUUCUUCGUCCCGCUCCGUUCCUCAGGGAGUCAUCCCCUUCAAGUCAGGGGUCAUCUUCACCCAGCGCGCGCGCAUCGAGGUGCCUGUCAGUACCGUUAUCCCCGCCUCCUUCGGCACGGACUUGGCUUUCGUGCUGAGCCUGUGCUCCCAUCGAGUCAACAGUGCUUUUUUAUUCGCCGUCAAGAGCGCAAAGAAGAAGCUGCAGCUGGGGGUGCAGUUCAUCCCUGGGAAGAUCAUUGUCUACGUGGGCCACAAGCGCUCUGUAUAUUUCGAUUACAAUGUCCACGACGGACGGUGGCAUAACUUGGCCCUUGACAUCCGAGGCCAGGCCGUCACCUUGUUUACCUCUUGCGGGAAGCAGAGGGUGCAUGCAGAUUUGCAUCACAAAAAGGACGAGACCCUGGACCCCGGCGGGUCUUUCCUCUUAGGGAAACUCAACCAGCACUCCGUACAGUUUGAAGGUGCCCUGUGCCAAUUUGAUAUUUAUCCUUCUGCCAAGGCAGCUCAUAAUUACUGUAAGUACCUGAAAAAACAAUGCAGGCAAACGGAUACGUAUCGGCCGAAUCUGCAGCCUCUUGUCCCGCUACUGCCCAAAGACCCGAGAGCUUCUGAGAUGAUUGUACCCCAAACGGACCUUUCUCUCCUGGGCUUGCUGAACCUGACCACUGUAAUCCCCCCGUUGUCUGUCUUCAGGGCCACCACUGCUCAGAGGAGCAAGAGACUGGUGGCAUCCACCACCAGCGCACCAUCGAAGCCCCCAGCUCCACCACCGACCCCCAAAGCUGCCAAGACCAUCGUGGCCUCCUCUCCCGUCCUGCCAAACACUGAAGCCCAGCUCCGUCGGACUGCUACCGUCACUCGUCCAGCUCACCGGACGAGGACCGUAACAGCGUUUGAGAAACCUCAUUCCUCUUCCAGUGUAAGUCUGGAAAAGCCUCAUUCUUCCACGUUGGCCUUCCCAAACUCGACCCUAAGCUCUGCUUCCAUCGUCCGUCACAAAGAGGGGACGAAAGAGGCCCAACGGGUGAUCAGCCAGAGCCGCACUUCCAGGUCUUCUUUCACAGCUAGCACCACGAAGCCAACGAUGAAGAAAAACGCCAGUUCGUCCAGCAGCCUCCCUCCGGUGACCCUGAAACAAAAGACACAGAGUGUGACCAAAGGCCCUGCAGCGAAGACGUCGAUGAGCUUGCCAGCACUGAAGAAACCGGGGCCCACCGAGGCUGCUGUCCUGUAUACCAAACCGGCCCUUGGAGCCACUUACCCUGUCCUCAGGAUGAAUGUGCAAAGCCUGAAUUUAACCACACCGGCCGCCGUAGAUGGGUAUCAGCUGUUUGACCCCAUUGGGCCCACCCUGUAUCCGUUUCUCAUGGGGCUCCCCGGCCCCAAAGGAGACCGAGGCCCUUCGGGUCCCUCAGGCCUGCCCGGUUUACCAGGAUCACCUGGAAAACGAGGACCACGGGGUCCUCCUGGUCCCCAUGGAAAUCCUGGACGGCCUGGCCCACCCGGUCCUAAGGGCCAAAAAGGUGAUCCUGGCUUAUCACCUGGAAAAGCACCUAAUGGUCAGAAGGGCGAUAUGGGUUUACCUGGGUUGACGGGGCUCCCUGGACCAUCUGGUAGGAAGGGACAGAAAGGUUUUCAAGGUCCAUCAGGUCAUCCUGGAGACCAGGGUGAAUGGGGACCCGAUGGAAACCCAGGGGCCAAAGGUUAUCCUGGCAGGCAGGGUUUACCUGGACCUAUAGGGGAACCUGGUCCAAAAGGCAGCCGGGGGUACAUUGGCCCACCCGGAUUGUUUGGGCUGCCAGGUGCUGACGGAGAACGAGGUAUCCCUGGAGUUCCUGGGAAGAGGGGCAAGAUGGGUAGGCCGGGUUUUCCUGGUGAUUUUGGGGAACGCGGACCUCCCGGCCUUGAUGGCAACCCAGGAGACGUGGGAGUCCUAGGUCCUCCUGGAGUUCACGGCCUCAUUGGUGACAUGGGUGCUGUGGGACCGAUUGGAUUUCCUGGACUGAAAGGAUUAAAGGGCCUGAUGGGAAAUCCUGGAGAACACGGACUGAAAGGUGAUAAGGGUGAUCAGGGAGUGCCUGGUGUUCCAGGAGACGCUGGAUUCCAAGGCGAUAAGGGUAGUCAAGGUUUACCGGGAAUGCCAGGUGCCCGAGGGAAGCCAGGACCUCCUGGGAGUGUUGGUGACAAAGGAUCCAGUGGCAUUCCGGGAUCGGAAGGCCCUGAGGGCUUUCCGGGAGACAUCGGCCCACCAGGACAAAACGGCCCCGAAGGCAUGAAGGGAAAACCAGGGGCACGGGGUGUACCUGGCCCUCCAGGGCGACCUGGCCAAGAGGGCGAUGAAGGGCCAGUGGGACCACACGGAAUCCCUGGGGCAGAGGGUCCAAUUGGCAGAAAGGGAUUUCCAGGAAAACCAGGUCCUGAUGGUUUAAAGGGUGAACCAGGGGAUCGAGGUAGACCAGGAAAAGUUGGCGAACAGGGUCUGAUGGGCUUCCUUGGUCCAGUAGGGGAACCUGGAAUAGUCGGGGAGAAGGGUGACCGGGGUGCAGUCGGACCACCGGGACCGCCAGGCGCCAAGGGGUCGAUGGGACAUCCGGGGCUACCAGGUGCAGUUGGCGAGCAGGGCCCUCCUGGACCACCGGGCCCUGCUGGGAUUCGUGGCCCUCCGGGAACGAGAGGCUCCAAAGGCCGUCGGGGUGCCCGAGGUCCUGAUGGACUUGUGGGUGAACCAGGGUCACGAGGCGCCAAGGGCCUUCCAGGAGAUCCUGGCAAAGAUGGACCAGAUGGGCAACAGGGGAAAAUUGGAGAAAUGGGAGAGGCGGGAUCCCGCGGCUUCCCCGGCGUCCAAGGACCUUCUGGGCCUCAAGGAGCGAAAGGUCCUUUGGGAGACCCGGGACCUCCGGGCGCACAAGGUCCACCGGGGCCUUUGGGAGAAAUGGGACACAAGGGACCCCCGGGCGCGGUGGGACGGCGUGGCCUUCCAGGUGAACCAGGCAUGAAGGGUGAUAUUGGACCGCUUGGGGUCCCUGGAGAACAAGGCCUCAUCGGACAGCGGGGUGAUCCCGGUCUUGAAGGCGACACUGGCCCACUAGGACCAGAUGGGCUGAAGGGAGACAAAGGGGAAACGGGCCCAGAAGGCGAAAGAGGCGAGAAAGGGCAAGAAGGCAUCAAAGGCAAAGAAGGGCCUCCUGGCUAUCCCGGAAUCACCGGCCUCCGGGGACCAGAAGGCAAACCGGGCCGACAAGGGGAAAAAGGCAAAAACGGACCGAAGGGCAGCAAAGGUCACCAAGGCCAACUCGGGGAGACGGGCCCGGCUGGGAGGACGGGAUCCAUGGGGACUCAAGGCCCGAAAGGAUCCCGAGGUACCCGAGGACCUAUGGGUUCUCCAGGAAGAAUGGGUGUGCAAGGUGAGCCAGGCUUGAAGGGCUACCAGGGUCACACGGGACCACCCGGCCCAACUGGACCGCCCGGGCCCAAAGGCGAAAAGGGAGAACAAGGUGACGAUGGAAAAGUCGAAGGGCCCCCUGGACUGCCUGGAGACAGAGGUCCUGCUGGUGACAGAGGGGACCGUGGCGAAUCUGGAGACCCUGGUUAUCCUGGCCAAGAAGGCCUUGACGGAGAGAGAGGAAAACCGGGCCAGCAGGGGCUCCCUGGACACCCAGGACCACCCGGGCAACCUGGGCUGAAAGGCUCGAAAGGGAGUCCGGGCCAGAAAGGAAAGGAAGGGCGAAAGGGUGUCACCGGGAGCAGAGGUUCGCCGGGUCUUGUUGGGUUGCCCGGUCCUAGAGGAGUGAUUGGAAGGCAGGGUCAAGAGGGGCCCCCCGGAGUUGAUGGGAUUCCUGGGAAAGACGGCAGCCUUGGGCAAAAGGGAGAACAGGGGGAUGACGGGGAAGAAGGCAUGCCAGGAAUGGUGGGGAGAAGAGGGAACCCCGGUGUCCUCGGUCUGCCAGGAGCUCAAGGCCCCCCAGGAUUCAAGGGAGAAAGCGGAUUGUCUGGACAAGCCGGUCCCUUGGGCAAACGAGGACCCCCGGGCGGGAUGGGCAUCCCUGGAAGCCCUGGUGAUCCGGGGCCAAAGGGGCAGCCGGGCGACUUUGGUGAAUCGGGAUUUCCAGGGAUCGCGGGCCUCUUUGGGCCGAAGGGACCUCCUGGAGAUAAUGGAUUUAAAGGAAUCCAGGGCCCAAAGGGGCCCCCGGGCCUGAUGGGAAAGGAAGGUGUCAUUGGCCCGCUGGGCAUCUUGGGCCCAACAGGAAGUCCCGGCCCGAAAGGAGAAAAAGGCAGCCGUGGUGAAACAGGAUUGGAAGGCCCGAAGGGUCCCCCUGGGCCUCGUGGACCCCCAGGGCCUCCGGGCCCACCAGGCAUCCCAGUGACACUGCAGCAAGACGGCUUUGGUGCCGCUUUCCAAACCGCGAUGGGUGCCAGCACCGGGUUCAGGCCUGAGAGCUAUCCAAACGCCGACCUUCCAGUGCUGGACCAGGGAGGGGAGAUCUUCAAGACUCUGCACUACCUCAGCACCCUCAUCCAGAGCAUCAAGAGACCCCUCGGAACGAAGGAGAACCCUGCCCGCAUCUGUAGAGAUCUCAUGAACUGUGAACAGAAGAUGCGGGACGGCACCUACUGGAUUGACCCGAAUCUCGGCUGUUCUUCAGACAGCAUUCAAGUCACCUGCAAUUUUACCCAAGGAGGACAGACAUGCCUUAGUCCCAUCACCGCUUCAAAGGUGGACUUUGACAUUGGACAAGUUCAAAUGAAUUUCCUUCACCUCCUGAGCUCUGAGGUGGUCCAGACCAUCACGCUCCACUGCUUGAACAGCUCUGUAUGGCAGGAAGGCGCCUCGGAGACAUCCGUGCGUUUCAGGGCUUGGAACGGACAAGUCUUCGAAGUGGGAGGGCUGCUCGAACCCCACGUAGUGGCGAAUGAUUGUAAGAUUCAAGAUGGGCAGUGGCGCCGGGCUGUCUUUAUGUUCCGGACGCAGGACCUACACCAGCUGCCGAUUGUCAAUGUCUACAACCUUCCACCUCCCGCACUGGGGAGGCAGUAUCGCCUCGAGGUUGGCCCUGUGUGUUUUCUUUAAACAGUGGCCUCGGUAGUCCUUCGAG
Messenger RNA from Pogona vitticeps (central bearded dragon), 5970 nucleotides. The record is from RefSeq and is a predicted model, not a curated record. NCBI's taxonomy places the organism in Eukaryota, Metazoa, Chordata, Lepidosauria, Squamata, Agamidae.